AAAGAUUCAGGGGUCCGAAUCAGCGCACUUGCCUAACUGUUGAGUACAACUUCUGUAGGCCAGUACAACUUGUAGGUUAUAGCCUAUUCAGUCAUUGCUGUCAAUUUCCAGUAGUGAUUGUUACAUCAGCCGUACAAUGUUCAGUUCAGGACAUUCAAAUCACAUAGGCUAUUUGUGAUCUUAGGCUACAUCUUAAAGGCAUGUGCUACAUGUGACGGUACGGAUGCUAGGCAUGGGACAAGCAGCAGAUUCGGGUGAAUAACCGCAUUGGACCGUUGUGGGAGAUGACAGAUGGACGCUUGGGGAAGAUCGGAUCCCCCCGGCCUGCAGUCCAGGGUCAACAUGGAGCAGGGCCUCAGCUUCAGCGCGCUGAAGAAGUUGGCGGCAGAGCCGGACCACACUGAUGUCAGCCUCUCGGCGGUGGAGCGCAUCCGCGCCUUGAGCAAGAUGGGCUGCAGCAUCGAGAUCAACGAGGACAUCACGCCCCGCCGGUACUUCCGCUCGGGCGUGGAGAUGGAGCGCAUGGCCUCCAUCUACCUGGAGGAGGGCAGCCUGGAGAACGCCUACGUCCUCUAUAACAAGUUCAUCACGCUAUUUGUGGAGAAACUCCCUACCCACAGGGACUACCAGCACUGCAGUGUUCCUGAGAAGCAGGUUAUAAUGAAGAAAUUACAAGAUGUCGCUUUUCCAUGCAAAGAUCAUUUGAAGAAGCUUCUUCAGGAGAAAUACAACAAAGAACACACAGAGUAUCUGAAGAAUCAGAGCCAGGCCGCAGAGGGCUGUGGCCAGCAGCUGCAGAGGCUGUCCCUGCUGGAGGAGGAGCGGCAGCGCGUGGCGCAGCUGCGCAGGAUGCAGAUCGAGUCCGAGCAGUUCCGUUACUUCGAGGACCAGCUGCGCAGACAGGAGCUGGCCAACCGGAAGGAGGAGGCCAUCCCGAAAGUGCCCGAACAAACCGAUGGGUCCUGCUUGACUCAGCCUCCCAAAAACCACGUUUGCCUCAAUCCCAGCCGCAACAAUCGAUCUCAGUCUGUCCCUGUCAACAAGCCGCCCGCUACGCUGGGCGCUAUACAGAGUCAGCCUGUGGACGGACUCAGGCGUGUAGUUAUUCCCAGGGACCUCACCUACAAGUUUCUACUACUGGCAGACACUAAUACAGCCAGAGGGAUUGAGACCUGUGGCGUUCUCUGUGGAAAACUGACCCAUAACGAGUUUGUGCUGACCCACGUUAUCGUGCCCAAACAAUCGGCCGGCCCCGACUACUGCGACAUGGAAAACGUGGAGGAGCUGUUUGGGUUCCAGGACCAACACGACCUCUUGACCCUGGGCUGGAUUCAUACACAUCCCACGCAGACGGCCUUCCUCUCCAGUGUGGAUCUCCACACUCACUGCUCGUACCAGCUGAUGCUGCCUGAGGCCUUAGCCAUUGUGUGCUCUCCGAAGCACAACGACACCGGGGUCUUCAGAUUGACUAGCUCAGGCAUGGGAGAGGUGGCUGGCUGUCGAAUGAAGGGCUUUCACCCACACUCCAAGGACCCCCCAUUGUUCAGUGUCUGCCGGCACGUCGUGGUGAAGGACAUGAAAACAGUGGUGCUGGACCUCAGGUGACAGUUUCGGGAGGAAGCGCCCGUCCGCUGACACGCCCACCCUCACAGACCAGAGUUUUUUUAUUUAUAUCCUCGUUCACUUGAAGGCUUUUUUUUGUAUUUAUUUAUUUUUUAAAGAAAAGGUACUGUGAAUCGAUGUCGCUUUCCUGCGCCGGAUGAUGUGAACGUUCAUUGUGAAGCUGCUGUAUGGAGUUGCUAAAAAUGGUGGUGUUCCCUUGCUUUCCUUUCCCUCCCCUCUAUAUUGUCAUUGGCUUUGGUUUUAGUGGCUUGUUCUCUCUAUCAUGGCAGAGGGGAGUUUGAAGUUACUCUUUCCCAAGGUCAUCUUUGGGGACCUGCACAUUAGAUUUGAUAGGGGAUGCAAAAAAUAAAAGAUUUAGCACGAAUAGCUAUAUCAGGGAUUUAAAGGAAGACAAAAAUGGCUUGCCUUACAUAAAUGAAGAGAUCUUUUAAUUUUUUUUUAAAGAUACUAAUUUUAAAUGUGAAAUAAACCAAUGCUACUAUAUCAGGAUUUUGGUAAUUCUUAUCAUUGCCUAAUGCAGGGCUGCCCAGGCCUGUUCCUGAAGUUUUAACGUCCUGUAUGGUUUCACUCCAACCCUAACAAAGCACACCUCAUUCAAUAGCAAGAGAGCUCAUUGAGCUACUAAUUAGUAGAAUCAGGUGUGUCAAAUGAGCGUUUGAGUGAAAACCUGCAGGACUGUAGAUCUCCAGUAACAGGGUUGGGCAGCCCUGGCCUAAUGCAUAAAUGAUCAGAGUAUAGUGUCGGCACAUGGGCUGUGUCCCCGGGAAUGAGGAGAAGCAGAAUGGUUAUUGUUUCACGUAACCGGGAAGCAGAAUGGCACCGUAGCACUACUGUUCUUGCUCACUUUUCCCAUUUUUAUGCUAACUAUCCUACAAAAAUAUCUUUCCGUAUUGUCCAACUGUUGUGUAAUGCCACAAUCCCGUUCUGAACUGAUGGUAACUGAAAUAUUAUAAGAAGUAGUAAAACAUCCCAAAAUGCCAGAAAAAAAAUCCGCCAACAGCAAGGGCGACCUGGGUACCAUGAUUGAAAUGGCUUUGAAGGAGCAGUGUGUAUUCAUUGAGUCACAGUUUUACAUCCGCUUGGGCAUCAUUCAAGCUGAAGGUUGUGCUAAAGCAAAGGACUUAUAAAACUGAGAUCUGACGCAAAGGAUGAACAUCCUGUUAAUCAAUCCACCCAGCGGUGAUGCAAGAGGAUCGAUCUUGCAGAGGUAGCUUCCGUAUUGUCAACCUACCUGAAGCUGCUGAAGGAAACAACCUUGUGGCAUUCACCAUAACCUCAUUCCAAAAUGGCUCCCUACCCUGUCCGUGUAGAAGUUAGAGGUGAAGAGAGCUCACCGUAUAGACCCCAAAUUCAAGAUACUUCACUACACAGAUUGAGACCAAAUCCUCAAAGAAUCCAGAGGAUUUUCUCUUCUGCUUUCCUGCGGGUACAGCCCAUGUCAUAUGUGUAAGAAGCAAGACUAACUAGAAUUUCAUUAUAAUACUAAUACUCAGUUUCCAUGCAGAGGUUUGAAGGAUUUUGUCAAUGGGUGUGUGUCCUAUUGAGAAAAAAACAACAAAAAAGCAAAAUGAAGUUAUCUAGCUAACAUUAUACAAAAAUGUACAAACUAAAUCAUUUUAUAACUUUAUAUUUUUUGGUUUUGGAUGUUUUUAUAUUGUCGUUCGUUGUCUCUGAUAAGAUGCUUUUGGGCAGCUGUAUGUUGUACAUUAUGAAUUUGAAUGCGCUAUUUUGUGUGAUUCACUUGAUGCUCGACGCGGAGAUGUUGACCUUCUCAUGAUAUGAGUAGGAGGCGAAAAAACGGAAACAAAAAUAGCCUGGAGAGUGGCUUGUUUAGGAUGUGGAGACUAAACCAAAGUGCUUAGAAUGUCACAAGCAAAGAACCCGAAUACGCCUUACAGUGGAGGAGUUUUUUGCCGUUGGCACAAGGCCCUCAGCACACACGCAGCUCAGGUAUGAAACCUACCUUUUUAACGCCCUGAUAGCACUGAAUCGCGUCUCCGCCCUCGCUGAAAAGAGGCGGCCAUUUUCACCGUUAGAGCUGGUUAGAGAUCCUGAGAGCAGUGCCAGGCCUACCCAGUGCUCACAGCCCCCUGCCCAGCGCUCCAGAAUGUGACCUCUUGCCCGUGUUUGUUUUUUUCUUCCCCUGGUCGUGUGGUGUGCCAUUUUACUGCUGCCGUAGUCAGCUCGGUGGUGCAGCCGAAACACGCACUCCACUAUUGACGUUGCAUCACGUGAAAGAGAAAACUGAACGAGAGUCAAGAUUGAAGUGGAUUCACGGCCAUGAUUCACUUGUUUCCUCUGCUGUUUUAAUAAUAAAGGAUAACUUAAACUUUG
Messenger RNA from Anguilla rostrata (American eel), 3957 nucleotides. It is a transcript of the gene stambpl1, whose product is annotated as STAM binding protein-like 1. Gene Ontology annotation, biological process: protein K63-linked deubiquitination. Gene Ontology annotation, cellular component: membrane; endosome. Lineage: Eukaryota; Metazoa; Chordata; Actinopteri; Anguilliformes; Anguillidae. Bases 292 to 1605 code for a protein of 437 amino acids. The transcript has 12 exons. The record is from RefSeq and is a predicted model, not a curated record. Gene Ontology annotation, molecular function: metal-dependent deubiquitinase activity; K63-linked deubiquitinase activity; protein binding.